Pezoporus occidentalis (night parrot) is the source of this 2966-nucleotide messenger RNA. Its product is annotated as proline-rich protein 36-like. Lineage: Eukaryota; Metazoa; Chordata; Aves; Psittaciformes; Psittacidae. The transcript has 5 exons. Bases 108 to 1103 code for a protein of 331 amino acids. The record is from RefSeq and is a predicted model, not a curated record.
GAAUAAAUGUCUGAACUGCCAUUCUGAGCUUUUCCCAUGAAAAAGAACACACACAAUGCGGGCACACCCUUUCGCAAAAAUAAGCUAAUUCGUGGAAUAAAAGGGAGAUGAAGAAGUCAGAGUGCCCUCAGCUCAGGAAUGCCAGGAAUCCCCGGAGGAAUGCGUACGGGCUGGCGGCAGCGGCACCCCCGACACACCUCGGUCUCGGCGGCCCGCGGGGGGCUCCUCGCCGACCGAGCAGCCCUUGGCUUCUGACCUCAGCGCCCCCCAGCCCGGCCAGUGCGCGGUCACCUAGAGCCAAGGCCGACAGCAGCACCUCCAGCCGAGGCACCGCAACCACCGCACAGGCUGGUACACGCACUUGGGGGAAAGAGCCCCCGCUCUUCACAGCCGGGACGGAAAACUCGGAAACAGUCAGGUCUCAUCGGAGUGUGUUCUCGGAACUCCCUCGCCCCUCCGCGGCCCAUUCCCCACGCUCGCCCCAGAGGCGGCAUAGCCGCCGCUCGCCAGCUCAGCCCCGAGGAACGCUCGGGGGGAAGGCCUGCCCCUACCCGGUGCUCCACCGGCCUCCCCGCGCGUUACCGGCGGUCGUAGAGGGAGAGCCGUGUUGUUCUCCCCUCGCACCAGAGAGAAAGCGGCACCCCUGGCCUUUGGGAAAGAGCGUGUUUAACGGAGCGAGGUGGAGAAGGGAAGCCACCCCUUCAGCUCGGGGAGCCACCUCCACAGCCGCAGGCGGCAACCCAACACGGCGACGUCCCCUGUGCCUGCCGCGCUCCGCUCAGGUCGCGCCACAGCCCAGUGCCGCCCGGCCCCGGCCAUCUCUGCAGAGAGAAGACUGCGACGCGGUGCACCCCCACACGGCGCCCAGAGCUUCCGUCGCAACCAGCCACCACUCUCCCCACCCGUCCCGAGCCGCCUCACCCUGUGAGGGGGUUUCCAGUCAACUUCGUGCCCCUCUUGCCGUCGCCCCGCCAGGCGCGCUCGCCGCUGGAGCUGAGAACGGACUGCCCGCCCCUUCCAGCGGGGGAGGGGGGUGCCGGAGCCGCGCCCGGGCCGGGCCGGGCCGGGGAGGAGCCAGGCGGGGGGCGCUCCCUCAGAACUGACCUACAUGACAACUUUAUGCAGCCACAUUACUGUGUUCUGCAGAAUAAGAGAGAAUACUGUGAAUUGGAAAAGAUGUUGAGACAAAAUCUCCUUUGACCUCUGGCAUGCAGAGGAAAUAGACCAGAGGUGUGUUUGGUGUUCCUAAUCAUGAGUGAUGUGCUAUGUAGAGAUCCACUUCUGAAUCUCUACAUGGACUUCUGUGCCCAGUGAAAUACAGGCAGAGAAAAAACAAAUUUCUUCAAUUCCUUGUUAAAAAAGCUGAACAUUCGUGAAAGCAGCUGGUCCCAGAGGUGGAACAUUCCAAAACCCUGUUUGGAGCCAAGUGAAUACGUUAUGGAGUCAGUUGUGACACCACUUUAUAGAGAACAGACAAUGAGUUUUGGAUCUCGUGAGUGUAAUGCUGCAUGCCAGAACUGAGAAGGACAACUUACUCUCUGUUCUCCUGCCCCCGCUGCUCUCUUCUGUAUACUGAGGAGGGUCAACUGCUGCUGUACCUAAAUGAAGCAGCCCCAACACUGGGCCUGGAAGGAACAGAAGCCAGCAUGCUUCAGACUGGAAGGGAAGGACUGGACCUAGAGCUGGAAGCCUGAAGGGAUAAAUCCUCAAUGAUGGCCAAGCAGCCAGGCAAGAAGAGGCACAGGUAAGGGAGGCAGAAGUGUCUCUGACAUUUACUUAUGGAUGCUGGAAGGAACCUUGCGUUGUUGAAUCUCACCAAUGAUCUUCACACUGGAGCAGUAAAUGGGCAUCACAAUAACCAUGUUACUAGUUAAAUAGCAGAGGCAUGUACCUGGAAAUGACAAAUUUUAAGCUUGCUUAUAACUGAUACAGUUUGGAGACCAUAUCUUAUGGUACAGAAGCUGGGGGUAGGGCGAGGGCAGGGACAAGGGAGGAAAGAAGUCCAGGAAGACCCAUGGAAGCACGUACAGACAGCUCAGUUUACGUGGCCUGCUAGUCAAAAAGUCAACAGUUACAGAAAUGUAGAAUUGACUGGUGUGUGGCUGUGGUUAUUUUCCAUCAGUUGUCAUGGAUAUGCAAAAUAGCCACACCAGAAAAAUAGACAGCGAAGCUUAACAGACACAUACCAUUUUUGGUUUCAUUCACACUCUUUUCCCUGAUACCCCUGAUAUUCCUUUAAAUGCAGAAUCUGUAUUUAUAUCCAAAAAACUUUUAUAAAGAGAGCUUUAUUGACACAUUUGUUAUACUUCUAUAUAACAUGAUAAUGACAACCAGCUGGCUACAGCUAAUGACAGGCACUAAUUCAUAUUGGGUUACUACCUUCAUGUUCUGCAGGCUGUCACUUUCUUCCCGCCAUUUUUAGCAUUCUUGCCCUCUUGUACUUGCAUUUUAUGAUGCUCAUGUUUACUAUUCUUGCAUGCUAGGAAAAGAAUGAGCAUUUUAAAAGCUUUAUGUUUAAUUACACUUGCAGCUAUUACUUGGUCACAUAAACAAAUUAAAUGGACAUUUAAUUAAAUGUUACCCUUUUAAAAGGGUAAACUGGAAGCAGAGCCUAUUGACUGAACACUGAUAUUGCGUGCAUUUAUCUUAAUUAGUCAGGUAGUGUUAGGGAUUAACGUACUUUAGCUGUUAUAUCCAUAAUCAAAUGCAUUAGCAUUUAUGUCUUUGUAGCAUACAGAAUAUCAGUUAAGAUGUGAGCUCUCUCCUGCUGGGUAAUGUACAAACAGAACUUGAAGUGUAUCUGAAAGACCCCCUUCCUAAGUCACCUUUAAAGGAAAAUACUGCAAUAGCCUCUCCAGCUUUUGCAGGUGUGAACUGACCAUUCUGAUGACAAUUCAAACCCUGAUCCAAAAAUAUCCCCCACCUUAUCAUUUUGUAUUUAUAUACAGGAGAAUUCUCUCUUAUGG